AUGAACACGGCCUUCAAUACACGCAGCUGCCGGCGUUGCAGCCAGAAGAAGAUACGAUGUGACAAAGCCCAGCCUUGCGCGAGUUGCAUCAAGUCGGCCUCGGAGUGCGUCUUCCCAGGCCCCGAUCGAGCCCCACGACGCAAAAAACAGCCACUAAAGGCACAACUGGUUUCGCGCCUGAAGUCCCUGGAGAAGGAGGUGCAGAAUCUGACCGAAAAGCUGGAGACUGUGAAUCACAACUCAAGGCGUCACCCCCAGCCAGCAGAGAAGAGCAGCGCCGUGAAUGGCGAGCGCGGGAAAUUGUUUGUGGACAGAGGAUCCUCCCAGUAUAUCAACCACGAGGUGCUUGUUGAUUUAGAAACACAGGCGAUCCAAGACAGUCAGCACUGCAAGCAUCGCCUUGAAAAAGCGAAGGAUGAGUCUGAAACGCAAGAGGUGCCAUCAAUUGGCGGGGAGCAUAAAAUGGUACCCGGCAAUGGAUUUCUAUUCCAGCAUUCGUCGAUUGCAGUUUUCCUAUCCGACUUUUACCCCAACAGCGUCCAGCACUCUAUCUUAUGGGACUUGUUCGAAGAGAGUAUUGCCCCGUUGACCAUGAUUUUCCAUAAGCCAUCGCUUGCUAAGACCUUGAACGGUGCAGCUGCAACGACUAGUCCCGACGACAGGGCCUCCGAGGCCGUGAGGUUUGCCGUGUACUUUGCUGCUAUCACCAGCAUGGACCCAGAGCGAUGCAAACAUGUAUUUGACCGGGAACGUGGUAGUCUGCAACAACACUAUCGAUUCGCUACGGAACAAGCAUUAGCGCGUGCCAACUUUCUUCAAUCGCACAACCUGACCGUGCUUCAAGCCACAAUCCUCUACUUAACUUGUCUACGUGGGGAAGACGAUGCCGCCUUCGUCUGGGCUAUGACAGCGGCUGUACAUCGCAUAGCACAGGGGCUAGGGUUACAUCGCGACGGUACAUACCUUGGACUAAACCCGUUUGAAACAGAAGUACGACGCCGGCUAUGGUGGGAAUUAUACUUAUUAGACUGCCAGUCUUCCGAGUUUCGUGCCAUUGGUACGCAAGUCAAAGUGGGAACAUACGACACCGAAUUACCCCUGAAUAUUCAUGACUCGGAUAUAUCGCUAGAGUCAAAAUCGUUCCCCAACGAACGAUACAGCUUCACUGAUGUGACAUUCUGUUUGAUACGGUGUGAAAUGACGGUGCUCAUUCGGCAGCUUCGCCCAGAUCUGCAUAGUAGCACCGGCGGUCGCGGCGAAGACAGUUCACUGGACAGGUGGGUAACAGCCACAGUCAUCCGCCUGGCUCUUGCCCGAUCAUGGUUGAUUGCCCAUCUCCCCGACGGUAUGUCCGCGGCAGAGCAGAUAUCGUCGACCGCACUCUCGCAUGUGAGAUCCCUUAGACAGGAACGACUCUUUGUGACGGCAAUUGAAGUACUAGAGUUUGCGUAUUUGCUCGAGACCGACCCUCGCACCAAGCAGUGGUCAUGGGUCUUCGAGGGAUACCCGCAAUGGCAUGCAGCCAUUUUUGUCCUGAGGCAGAUUGGCGUUGGACCACAAACAAUGCUGACUGACCGAGCCUGGGCUGUAGCAUUUAAAGUCGUUACACGCUGGAGAAACAAUGACUUCCAAAAGGAUGGGGUGACCUCAGAAUUGGUGUCUCAUCUUAUGGAGCAAGCUGCAGUCGCACAGGGGUGCACCUGGGACGGAGGAGAGAUCAAAGACGAGCCACAAUCACCUCCUGAUAUUGUAUCAUAA
Messenger RNA from Aspergillus luchuensis, 1758 nucleotides. RefSeq names its product Zn(II)2Cys6 transcription factor. Gene Ontology annotation, molecular function: DNA binding; zinc ion binding; DNA-binding transcription factor activity, RNA polymerase II-specific. The coding region runs from base 1 to 1758 and encodes 585 amino acids. The record is from RefSeq and is a predicted model, not a curated record. NCBI's taxonomy places the organism in Eukaryota, Fungi, Ascomycota, Eurotiomycetes, Eurotiales, Aspergillaceae. Gene Ontology annotation, biological process: DNA-templated transcription; regulation of DNA-templated transcription. The transcript has 3 exons.